AUGGCGCCGCCAUCCUCCGAAGAGCCGGCCGCCGCCUCCGGGGCCGGCGCCAUCUCCAAGGUCCUCGUCGUCAUAGCGAUGCAGACGGAGGCGCUCCCGCUCGUCACCCGGUUCCAGCUCGUCGAGGCGGCCGCCGAUGAUUCCAUGCUGGAACCAGUUGGUCCUCAGUUUUCUUUGGAUGCUCUCAAGCUAACACCUUUCUUUGUCGGCACACACCUAACAGAUUUCCUAAAGGUGCCCCUUGGACUCGGUACCAUGGCGACUACAAAGGCCUCCACAUCGAUCUCGUCUGGCCUGGAAAAGACCCUGUGCUUGGCCAGAGGAGCAGGUAUUGGGGAUGUCUUCUUAGCUUCAGAUGUUGCUUUCCAUGACAGGAGAAUACCCAUUCCUGUCUUUGACAGUUAUGGAAUUGGAGCACGAAAAACAUUUGAAACCCCGAAUAUAGUGAAGGAACUCAAUUUGAAGGUUGGGAAACUGUCAACUGGUGAUUCUCUGGAUAUGUCCCCCCAUGAUGAGACAGCAAUACUGAGCAAUGAAGCUACAGUCAAGGAUAUGGAGGGAGCAGCGGUGGCAUAUGUUGCUGACUUGUUCUCGACACCUGCUAUCUUUGUCAAAGCUGUGACUGACAUUGUUGAUGGGGAGAAGCCAACAGCCGAGGAGUUUCUGCAAAACCUGAUCUCCGUGACGAUGGCGCUUGACCAGGUCAUGCAGCAGUGCGCCGGCGAGGAUGAGGAGACCACUCCACUCUCCGGCGACCAGUCCUUCUUCACAGCCAUCAUGUGCAAGACCCACGUCCAGAAGCCUUAUCUGCUGGUCGGCGAUGCGUGUGUGUUCGAGCUGGUGUCCGGGUAUGCUGGAGAUGGCGGCAAAAGGGAGGUGGUGCUGGAGGUGCAGGUGCUUCGACGCGGUGGCCUGCCGGAGCCUGAGGAUCUCGCCACCAAAGGAGACACCGCCGACGAGCCCAUCGUUAUCAUGGAGUAG
Molecule: messenger RNA, 981 nt
Organism: Triticum turgidum subsp. durum (durum wheat)
Lineage: Eukaryota; Viridiplantae; Streptophyta; Magnoliopsida; Poales; Poaceae
Source: the annotation of a GenBank genome assembly